Molecule: messenger RNA, 916 nt
Organism: Prorocentrum cordatum
Lineage: Eukaryota; Dinophyceae; Prorocentrales; Prorocentraceae
Source: the annotation of a GenBank genome assembly
GACGACCCAGCCCAGGCCUUGGCCAUGUGCGCCUUGGAGUUCGCGCUGCUCCAGUGUCGCAAGAGGAGAGCUAUCGAGGACGAGGACUUCGACCUCGCGCAGCAGGCCAAGGCCUGCGGGGCAGACGUGGCGGCCCGGGCCGCGGCGGCACGGGCUCGGUGCCCGGGCGCACCCGCACCAGCAGGCGACGCCACCGCGGAGCUGGACGCCGUCAGGGCCGAGAAGCGCGCGGCCGUGGAGGCGGAGGAGCCGGCGCGGGCGGCCUCGGCCCUGGGAGGGCACGGAGAGCGCGGCCGCAGCUGCGGCCCGCGCGUGCCUGCCGCGGCCAUGGCGACACCGGGGCAGCUGCAGAUGUACAACAAGAUGGAGGUUGGCGAGAUGUUCGGGCUGGACCACCGGGCAGAGCCGGACAUCUAUCCCGACGAGAAGGUGCCCGACGCGUGCGUUUUCCAUAUCUGGCUCGAGGACCACACCCUGGGCAACAUCCUCCGCAUGGAACUGCUCAGGAACGAGGCGGUUCUCUUCGCUGGCUACAAGGUGCCUCACCCGCUCAACCACAUGAUAGAGCUGCGGGUGCAGACGCUGCCGAAGACCACGCCAGAGGCCGCGGUGCGGCACGCCGUCGCCAACCUCAGGUCCGAGUGCAGGUCGAUGCUGGACCAAUUCGACAGCCAGGUGAAGGACCUGGAGGCCCGCGCCGCCAAGGACGCCGUGCCCACAGGGGCGCUGCUGGACGAGGACCGGCUCCACACCACCGACGCGGAGCUGACUGGAGCGGAGGGGACGACCAGCGGCCCCGAGCCCGAGGCGCCGUACUCGCCGUACUCGCCGGGGGUCGACGACAGGGACCAGCGCUUCCAGGAGCAGCUUGAGGAGUUCGAGCGGCUAGCGGGGGGUCAGGACUCCGACGCGGCGA